AUGCACGAGCACGAGCACCAGCAUGACGACGAGCACCAGUAUCCUGUACCGGACAGGACUGACCCGAACCCAGAAUCAGCACUCGAAUACGAGGAUCCCAAGAUGCUUCCCACGAUCAAAGGCACCGGCUACCUAGUCCUCAAUGGACUUCGAGCUCUCACCCUCAUUGGCCUCGCCAUGACCAUGACGUCCUCUUGGAUCAUGAUUGUCCUCUCCGGCCUUGGUGGACGCUUCGACUUCUUCGACUCGGCUUCGCACUUCUUCGUCUUCGCCGUCGCCAUCUUUCUCUUCAUCUCCGAGUUGAACAUCAGGUCCUUCAGGGCUUUCUUUGCCAGGAACUGGCCCGUCCUCUGCCCAAGUCAUUCGCUGGUAUGGCUCGGUCUGGCCAUGGUCGUCAUGGGCUGCGCCAUCAUGGGCGAUCUCGUCAAGCCGGCCUACUCCAUGGACAACCUCGGACUUGCCAUGUGGCGCCUCGUACUCGCCACGGGCAUCCUCUCCCUCACCUUCGGCGUCUUCAACGUCGUCGCUUCGCUCAUCUUCAACACUUCCGAAGGCGAAGGCAAGAUCCGUCGACGAAUCACGGCCAGAAUGAUCCGCAGCCACGGUGACCAAGCUAAGGGCAUCAUCGAGAAGCAGGACCCAUUCCCGGACUACUACAGCACCAGCCAGGGCAGCUACCCCGAGGAUCUGCCACCGGCCGUGAACAACCACUACUACCCCCCGGUCCAAGAGCAGGAGCAGCCGGAGCUGGACACCACUUUCAAGGCGCGGGCGCACAGGUGGACCAAGGCCGCGUUCCCCAAGAACUUCCGCAAGUCCGGCAGGUUCCCCGUCAUCAGCGACCCCAUCCCCAGCGUUGGCGUGGUGGCGCCCACUCCUCAGAUGAACAGCACGGACAGCAAGCGAUCUGGUGAUCAUGCCAAUGUCGACCUCGAGCGCGGCGACAGCUUCCGCAGCAACCGCAGAAACAGUGGCGGACGCUUCCCUAUUAACACGGGCAGUGCGGGAAGAAACAACAGCCCUCCGCCUCAGAAUGACCGCUCCAGCCCCGUCUCGCCGAACGUCCAGAGGCCACCGACUGUGCUACACCCUUACUACAACGGUGGCAGGAGGAGCCCGAGUCUGUACAGCGAUGCGAACAUGUCCCGGUUCUAA
Messenger RNA from Sordaria macrospora k-hell, 1155 nucleotides. RefSeq lists its product as uncharacterized. Lineage: Eukaryota; Fungi; Ascomycota; Sordariomycetes; Sordariales; Sordariaceae. The record is from RefSeq and is a predicted model, not a curated record.